AUGAGUUAAGGCGAAGAAACUUUCAAAAGCUUAUCUGCCGCAUUGGAAGGCUUGAAAAACAGUCAAUCUCUAGCAUACUUUUAGUAAUAGAAUGCUGAUCCUUACAAUUAAAUGCAUAAAUAAAAAAAUACCUACAACAGCAAUUAUCUUACACAAGAUGAGUAGAAUCUUCAUUAUCUUGAGGAUUCUCCUGAGCCAGAGCAUUUUGAAUUCUAGAAUGUGAACGACCCUCAUGAAUAACUUAACUAGAUGUAUCAAAGUAGAUAAAUCUAUAAGUAGCAAUAAUAGGGUGCAGGAUUUUAGAGUUCUUAAAAGCCUUACUAUAAAAAUAACUAUGAAGGUACCCAAGGUAGUCAUAGAUAGUAUAAUAAUCCAUAAUCUUAUAACUAAGCUGCUUAAAGUCACACUAAUGGUUAUCAAGGUUAAAGAGUAUCUAAUUACAACAGAUAUCAAGGCUAGCAAACUGGCUAUUAAGGAUAAAACUAUAUUCCUAAUGAAAGAAACUUUUCACAAGGAGCAAAAUAUCAAGGUUAAAAACCUCCAGGCGCUUUUAAUGCUCAUCAUUAGAACCAAUUUAACAACCAAAAUUCGCAAUAGCAAGGAUAACAAUAUCAUGGUCAUUCAAAUACAUUCCCCUAAGGAGAAAAGUCAGCAGGUGGUAUUCAUAUUGAAGGUACAAAGAUAUUUAUAAAUAAUAUUGAACCCACUGUGAGCUAAGAAGAAAUUCACCACUAUUUUGAUCCUUAUGGAAAGAUCAAUGAUUUAAAAGUAUUCCACAGAAAUGGGUAAAACUAUGCUUAUGUUAUUUUUGAGAAGUACGAAGACGCUUUCAGAGCAACUAAUGAUGUUUCUCCCUAACCUAAUUGGACAGUAUCAUUAGCUAAGUCAAAGAACACAGUUAUGCAGUAUCAAAGAUCAACACUUUUCGAAUAAGAUGGUUAAAAUCCUAAUCCUCCAUAUACAGGCACAAGCAAAUAUAAUAAUCCUGCAGGAAAUCCACCUCAUUUCAAAAAGCCAUUUAAUAAAUAUUAAUAAAAUCCUAACAUACAAAACCAACAUCCAAAUCCAAGAUAUGAAAAAUCUGCAGGCACCAACUUUAGCCAAAACUAGUAUGAAUCAUCUAAUGGGGAAAAAAUUCUUUAAAAUAUCAGUAAUUUCAAUGAUAAUAAUGCAAAUGGUCAUAAUAACUUAGGAGAAGUUCUUUCCAACCAUAAAACUUAAAUUAACUAAACUAUCUUAGUUAGAGAAAUCUGGGUGAGCAACAUAGAUGAAAAGUGCAAGCCUUAUAUUAGAGAAAUUAUUGAAGACUUCUUUGGAGGUAUAGAAGAGGUAGAGUUCUUUGAUAGAGGCAAAGACUCUUUUGCAUUUAUAAAAUUUUUUAUGGUUUAAACUGCUUAUUUAGCUUUUACAAAUAAGGAAAAAAUUGCAGAACUUCUUGAGACAGAUUAAGUAAAAUUAACAUACUCUGAUCCUUCUAGAAGAAAAAAUAUCAUUGGUGAUCACGAAGAUUAUAUGAGAGAUGAAAAUUUAUCUCCUGUUUUGUAUAUCAGUUUCCCUUAUGGUUUCAAAGUGAAAAAAAGUGUCAUCUAAAAAAUUGCCAGUGACUACGGAACAGUAUUAAACGUUACUUUGAAGAGAAGUGAAGAUCCUAAAUAAACUUCCAGUGUUUUAGUAGAAUUCUAGGAUUUAAAAGAUGCUAAAUUUGCUUUCAAACAUAUGAGAGAAGAUCAUGAUAAGAUGCAUCCUAAAUGUGAAUUUGCAAUUUUGCUCAAUUCUGAAAAGUUUGUUAAAGAAAACAAUUUAAAACUCAAAGAAAAAAUCAAACCUACUGUAUUACCUGGGUAAGCACCAACAACUACUUUCAUUUAGUAAAAGCCUUUAGCUAGAAAACCUAUUAAUAUAAAUGAAAACGCUAAUAAUGCUUUAUCAGAUAUAGCUGGUAUUCGAAUUUAAAAGUAACUUUAGUCCAAAGGAAGAUAGUUUUCUCCUGAAAAAGAUGCUGAAAUAAAUUAAAAACGUACUUAUAAUUAAUUCAAGCAAAGUUCUUUAAAUACAAGCUAGGAUUAAGGUUAUAAUCCGGAUGAGUAAGAUGCAGAAUUACUUGUAGAAGACGACGAUGAUGAAAAUUUCAUUUGGUCUGGUUUCAUUUCAAUUAAUAAAAAGGGUAGAUGUGGUAUGGAUGCAAAAGUAAUCUAAAGCCAAGGCUAAUUAGAUCUUGAUACUUAUAAUCUCGUGAUGACUACUAAAUGUUAGCUUUCUGAGCCCUUGAGAUAUCCCCCUUAUUCAGUACUUAUAUUUAGACCUUCAAACGAAACAGAAAAGAAACCUUUCAAAGAUGUUAAAACAUUUUUGAAUAGCAACCCUAAUUAAGCUGGUGUAAUUCACACUAAAAAUCUUAUAAUUUAUAUGUUCCCAUCUAAUGAGUAAGCCUUAAAAUUCUACCCUCAACUCAAAGAAGGAAAUAUUUUAGCUCUAUGUCACAACCAAGACUCUAUCAGAGGGAAUUUAUCAAAGAAAGAAGGAAAGUAUGAUGAAAAAUUGUAAGCAAGAUAAAAAGCUGCUUUGAAUGAUUCACAUGAGGAUGACGAAGAAGAUAAUAUGAUUUAUGAUCCUACAUCUAUCUUACAAGAUACAUCAAAAUAUAAUGGUAAAAAAGGUUAAUAACAACACAGAUAUGAACAUGAUGAAGACAACUAAUACUAAGAAGAAAAUAUUUAUGAUCCAAACAAAAUAAAUAUGUAAAAAGAUGAUCCAAAAACUGAUAUUUCUGACUUAAUAGAUAAUCCCUCACUUAUGGAUAGCAUGUUGAAGAGUUUGUAUUGA
Molecule: messenger RNA, 2823 nt
Organism: Tetrahymena thermophila SB210
Lineage: Eukaryota; Ciliophora; Oligohymenophorea; Hymenostomatida; Tetrahymenidae
Product: RNA recognition motif (RRM) superfamily protein
Exons: 3
Molecular function (GO): RNA binding
Source: RefSeq, a predicted model, not a curated record